Messenger RNA from Exaiptasia diaphana, 1569 nucleotides. RefSeq names its product PIN2/TERF1-interacting telomerase inhibitor 1. The record is from RefSeq and is a predicted model, not a curated record. Gene Ontology annotation, molecular function: nucleic acid binding; telomerase inhibitor activity. NCBI's taxonomy places the organism in Eukaryota, Metazoa, Cnidaria, Anthozoa, Actiniaria, Aiptasiidae. The coding region runs from base 37 to 1281 and encodes 414 amino acids. Gene Ontology annotation, biological process: regulation of ribosome biogenesis. Gene Ontology annotation, cellular component: nucleolus. The transcript has 6 exons.
CUCAACCAUUGCGCAAUAAGGUCUCUUCGAAACAAAAUGGCGAUGUUAGCAGAUAGAAAAGUCAAGCAAAAAUGGAGCCAAGACCCAAGAAACAAAACAUGGAGUACAGACACAGAUCGCUUUGGCUACCAGAUGCUGACCAAGAUGGGGUGGACUAAUGGAAAGGGUCUUGGAGCAAGUGAGAGCGGAUCAACAUCUCAUGUAAAAAUAUCUCUCAAAAAUGAUAACUUGGGUGUUGGAGCCAAAGUUUCUCACGAUGAUAAUUGGCUGGCCCAUCAAGAUGACUUUAACGACCUGCUAGCUCAUUUAAACAAUGAAAAUAAUACUGGUAACUCAAGUGAAGAUCAGUCUUCAAAAAAUGACAUGGAAUCAAUUGCAAGAAAGUCAAAGAAAAGAGUCUUUUAUGAACGAUUUAUUAAAAGCAAGAACACGUCCAGUUAUUCUGCUACAGACAUGGCUUGCAUCUUAGGACAACGAAGCAAGUCUGCUCCUGAUAGUCCUGUAGAUCAUUCAGAGGACGAAGAUUCAGACGACAGUUGUGCUUCUUGUCCAGCUUCGCAAACAACCAAUUCACUUGGCCUUACGAUAAUUAACAGCUCGCAAAGUGUGCAGGAAUACUUUGCCAUGAAAAUGGCUGAACUCAAGAAAAAGAGACAACAAAGUCAAACAAAUGAAGAAAGAACGCAAGAAAAWUCCCCUGAAGAAAAGCAAGAUGAAUUAAACUGUAAUUUGGAAUCUAAUGUUCAAAGAGAUAAAACAAAGAAGAAAAGAAAGCAAAAAAGCGAGGAAAGCAGCAAGAAAAAGAAGAAUACARAAGGAAAUUUAGACGAAAGCUCUCAGAAAGGAGAGCAAUGCAAGGAUAGCGAAAAUGAUAAGAAAAAGAGGAAGGGCAAGAAAAGGGAUCGGGAAGAGAACGAAGAAGUACAAGAAGAAGUUGURGAAAAAAAGAGAAAAAAGAAAUCGAAGGAGGACUACAGUGAUAACUUAGAAGAAAGCACUAUUUCUAAGAAAGGAAAGAAAAAAGAUAAGAAAAAAGUGAAAAAGGAACAAAAUGAAACUGAUAAUACAUCAAUAACAGAUGUUUCUGAGAAACGAAGUUCCAAAAAAGCGAAAAAAAGCAAAAGUGAAGCGAUGGAAAUCGAGGAAACCAGUAAAAGCAAAGACGACAAGAAAUCGAAGAAAAUGAAGAAACAGGCUUCAAAUUUGAAGUAUUGUGAAGAUGGACAAUCGACUGAAAGCAAGAAAAAAUCAAAAACGAAGAAGAAGUCAAAGAAAGUAUAAACUCUCACACCAAAUCGUCACAAUUUACUAUAAAUUUUUAUUUCUGUUUUCUCUGGAGAAUACUACAUUUUAUAGCGAUAUUCAAAGUAUAUAUUGUAUAUUUUAAAACGCCUUGAAAUAAUGAAUGAAAUAUAAUCAUUGCUGCGAUAGAAAACUUGUUUCGUUCAAAAAUGUUUUUCACUUCGAAAGUCAUAAUUGCAUUUCAAUCUUAGCUUUGGGGCGCGAACGAGUGAGAGAUUUUCAACAUGAGAAGAUAAAAUUCGUAUCUCCAAGCGACCAUGUAAUAUU